This is a messenger RNA of Ornithorhynchus anatinus (platypus), 810 nucleotides long. RefSeq names its product transmembrane serine protease 4 (gene TMPRSS4). The record is from RefSeq and is a predicted model, not a curated record. Gene Ontology annotation, biological process: proteolysis. NCBI's taxonomy places the organism in Eukaryota, Metazoa, Chordata, Mammalia, Monotremata, Ornithorhynchidae. Bases 1 to 810 code for a protein of 269 amino acids. The transcript is spliced from 6 exons. Gene Ontology annotation, molecular function: serine-type endopeptidase activity.
AUGGACAAUUAUUUGUCUUCCCGGGGUCAUCUGUUCCCAGCCUGCGGCGAGAACCUACGGUCCCCGCGGGUCGUGGGCGGGGAGCCGGCCGCAGAGGGGGUUUGGCCAUGGCAGGUCAGUGUCCAGCACCAAAAGCAGCACAGAUGCGGCGGCAGCAUCCUUGGCCCCCUGUGGAUCCUGACAGCUGCCCACUGCUUCAAGACCAACCCCGUCGUGACCCAGUGGCAGGUCACAUCCGGCUCCAAUGUGCUGUCUGACUUCCCCGCCCUGGCGGUGGCCAAGAUCUUCAUCAUGGACCUGGACAACACAUCCCCCAAGGAUGGGGACAUCGCUCUGGUCAAGCUGGAAACACCCCUCGUUCUGUCAGAUACGGUCAGACCCAUCUGCCUGCCCUUCUUUGAUGAAGAGCUGGCAGAAGCCACCCAGCUGUGGGUCACAGGUUGGGGGUACACGGAGCAGGGUGGAGGGAAGAUGUCCAGCAACCUGCAGCAGGCCCUGAUCGAAGUCAUCGACAACGAGCGCUGCAACGCGGCAGACGCCUAUCAGGGGGACGUUACGGAAAAGAUGAUCUGCGCUGGCAUCAUCGGGGGUGGAGUGGACACUUGCCAGGGUGACAGCGGCGGACCCCUCAUGUACGAAGCGGGGAGCUGGCAGGUGGUGGGCAUUGUCAGCUGGGGACAUGGCUGCGGGGGGCCUAGCACUCCCGGGGUCUACACCAAAGUCCGGUCCUACCUCAACUGGAUCGCCACCGUCAGAAAGGUAGGUCUCUCAGCGCGGAUCCCCCCGCUCCUGACCCCCUGGCAUUCCUAA